This is a messenger RNA of Bactrocera neohumeralis, 5267 nucleotides long. RefSeq names its product protein Teyrha-meyrha-like. The record is from RefSeq and is a predicted model, not a curated record. Lineage: Eukaryota; Metazoa; Arthropoda; Insecta; Diptera; Tephritidae. The transcript is spliced from 6 exons. The annotation marks the transcript as partial. Gene Ontology annotation, biological process: protein ubiquitination. Gene Ontology annotation, molecular function: ubiquitin protein ligase activity.
UUUUUUACAAAUUCGUCUUUCACCGCAGAUGUACACAACAACAAUGGCGGUGGUAGCAGCAGCAGUAGCAGUAGCGGUGGCAUGGUGGGCAUCAAAGCGUCAUCAGCAACUACAACAGCAACUUCCAUGGUGGCCGCCGCUGCUGCCGUAGCCGCCUCAGUGGCGUCAACCACAUCCUCUCCCGCGUCAGUAAGUCAUCUCGGCCAUCACCAUCAUCACACACAUCACCAUCACCAUCAUCCGAAUGGUGGUCUGUUGGCUGCGGCGAGUUUGAGCGGCAUGGGCGGUCUCGGUAUACCGGUAAGCUGUGCCGGUUUGCGUAGUGUGGCGAGUGGUCUCAGUGGCUUGACCACAGCUGGUGGAGUCGGUGUGGGCAUUGGCAGCGGUGGCAGUUCGAGUGGCAGCAAUAGUAGCGGCGGUCUGGCGAGUGCGCUCAGUCUACCGCCGGGUCAUGUGCCAGAUAUUUGCCCAAUCUGUGGUAUCAAAAUUUCGGCCGAAGAAUGGAAUUCACACUUUCUGACCGAACUAGACCGACUCUAUAAGUUGAGCUCGGGUAUGGAACGUACGAAUUUACAGGCAUCUUAUAUGUUUGCACCGCCAUGUCCGGCACAGGAGAACGCCAUACGCACCAGCCAUAAUCGGUGGGAGACUUUUCAGCGAAUACGCAAUAAUAGGCAAAAUCGUCUGAGAAUAAAGGGACGAAAACGAAAAUAUGGAAAUGAUUUAUAUUUCAUGGAAAAUCUCUUCUGCAAUUCCUGCCCAAUAUGCAAACGAAAAUAUGCGAUUGAAGCCGGAAAGAUGCCACCUGAGGAAGAUACCAAAAUGCAGGAAGAAAUCGAAACGGUGGACGUUGAGAGUUGUAAUGAUGAUGUUCCGGACUCGGGCUCCGAAUUGACGACGCACUCUCAACUGAGCGUGAAUAGCAUGAGCCACGGGCAUCACAGCAACAUUGUCAACACAACAUUGAGCAGCAAUAUGCACAGUAGCAAUAGCCAACCAGGAAAGCUGGAUGGCAUCUUAUAUAGAACGGCUUGUGUAAUGAAUAAGGACACGGCAAGUAGUGAGGAUGAUUUGAAUGCAACCAGCACCAGUGGCGGUAAUAUAACGCAAACGUGGAAUCAGGCGCAGCACCACUCAGCGCCCACCAUUACAGCGCAACAAGGACAUAUCAGUGUGAAAAAUGUCAGCGAACUGUCAUCGACAACCCAUCACUUCUACAACGCGGACUCGUGUGGCGCCGUUGAUGAGCGCUCCAGCAGUGGCGCUGCGGCCGGCGGCAAUUGUAACGGCAAGGAUGUUGCGAUGGAAACAUGCAAUGCCAACGACAGCGAUGAGGACGUCAUUGUCGAUGACGAUGAUUCUAUUAAAAUGACGAAUCUCUGCAGCGGAAAAAAACGAAAGUUCGAUGAAACGGUAGUUAGUAGCAGGACUUCGGAUAAUCACUCGCCGAUGGUCGAACAGGAGCGACCACGUUCGGAGCCGCAAGUGACCAGCACUGAGCCAAACAUUGACAUUUCUAAUAAUAAUAAUAACAACAACAACAAUUCCAAAUACAGCACCUUCGAGGAGCUGCGAGCUAAACAGCAACAGCAACAACAAGUAGAGGCAGAUAAUGCGCACAGCUUGGGCGGUAUUGGUGGAGGGGGCGGCGGUGUUAGUAACGGUGGCAAUUGUGGCGCUCAUACAAAUUUAAUGGCAACGGCACACACGCAAAUGGACUUAAAGGUGGGAUUUAGUUCGGAUAAUAAACCGGACGAUGAAAACAAAUGUUUCAUUUGUAAGACAGGUAUAAAGGAUUUUGCCACGGAGUCCUUCUUCCGCGGACGGAAUUUAUACUUCCAUCAGAGUUGUGCCAAUGUGAUGAGCAGCUAUAGGUUGAGUAAAGACUUACAGCAGCAACAGCAGAAUCUAAUACACCAACAACAACAGCAGCAACAGCAACAACAAGAGGUACGCAAGUCGCCAUCGCCACAACAAUUGGUGAAUCUUUAAGAAUUUAUUCAACAAUCACAACACAUACAUACAUAGUAUAAUAUACUAUAUACCAUUAUACAAAACACACACGGAAUUCGCUCGUAUAUUUGAAAAUGUAAAUGUUAUUUUAACUGGAAAAUACCACUGGUGGGACGAAUAAUAAGACGCAAAGAUGUUCAUGCCAACAUUAGGGAUGUUCUUAUUUUAAAAUGGAUUUUUAAUUGGUAGUUGUAUUAUGGGGGUUAACUGUGGGGAGGAUGGUUUGUAAAAAAAAAUACAGAAAAUAUUCAUUUUUAACCGACUUACGAGCGUAAAUUAAAAAAAAUCAUUACUUAUAACGGAGAAUGUUAAAUUUAGACAGAGAAUGUUGUUUAUUAUUUUUAGCUAUGCUGCAACACACUGAAUAGCAAUCAAUAUGUUCUAUCCGCAAAAAUGGGCCUCUUGGUUUACGAUUGCAAGAGAAGAUGAAGAAGAUUAUGUGGAAUACAUGCACUAUGAGCCAUAAAAAACAUAUAGAGGCCGUGGACAGAACAUUAAAAGACCUUAGAAACUCCUUUGCUCUCAUGGGCGGGAUAACUUUUGUAUUUGCUGGAGAUUUCCGACAGACUCUUCCUGUGAUUAACAGAGGUAUCCGAGCGGAUAUCAUCAAAGCUGCUUAAAAUCGUCGCCCUUAUGGAUUUGGAUUGAAAAUAUAAAAUUACAGACGAAUAUGAGAGCUUAUCUUCAUGGAAUCACUGAUGGUGAUUUUUCACAGCAACUGCUUAAACUUGGGGAAGGAAUUUUUACCACUCUAAAUUUAACAGUAAUUUUAAUAUUCUUCUGGAUGAGCCUUUAAGGCAAAUUGUCCAUAGUUUAGGAAUUUUAAUAGAUGCAGUAUACCCUGACAUCGAGAAUUUGCAUGAAAAGGAAUUUUAUUGGUUGUGUUCUAGGGCAAUAGUGUCACCCAGGAAUGAUAGUACGAUAAACAGUCCAUUAUCCCCGAAGACACAGUACAUUAUCCCCAGAAAUUUUUAAAUUCAUUAAACCCUUCUGGAUUGCCACCACAUAAAUUGGAAUUCCAAUUAUGAUUUUGAAAUUAAGUCCUCCAAGCAUGUGCAACGGAACAAGGCUGCUUAUUAAGGAAUUGAAAGACAAUUUAAUUGUAGCAACCAUUAUCACCGGCCCAGCAGCUGGUCAACAAGCUCAUAUAGCGAGGAUCUUCCAGCCCCAUUUAAACGGCUUCAAUUUCCGAUGAAAACAUCUUUCGCUCUAAUUAUAAACAAGUCCCAAGGCCAGACUUUCUAAUUAGUAGGGAUUAACCCACGAAAGGAAUGUUUUACUCAUGGCCAACUGUAUGUUGGUCUAUCACAGGCCGGAGGUCCUAAAAAUCAAUUUAUAUUGCUGCCAUAAAAUAAAUUAACAUUAAAUAUCGGUUACAGGGAAGCUCUGAUUCAAUAAAUUAUUUUGCAGGAGCAGGAAAGUAAAAUAUAUUGUAAAUCAUUUAACUAUUAUAUCAUUUCACUAAUUUUUAAUAACCCCACGCAAAAACGAGAAAGUAUGUGUGGGAGAGUGUGUACAAAAUUAUAACUUUUGAAAUGAUUGUUUAAUACCCAUGUGAAGUCGAGGCGGGCUGCUAGUACCAAAUAAGAGAAGCAUAGACCAUUAGCUAUUUUUAAACCCUUUAAAAACAUCUACUUAGUUUUAUGCUGUUUAAAUUUCAAACAGCGAAAUUUUAAACAGCGAAGCGAAAGCAUCUUUUAAUGAAUCAGUAGUUUUAGUAUCCAGUAGUUUUCUAAAAUUUUCGAUUAUUCUGACUUAGCGAGUCGUAGUUACAGAGGAGGUCAAUUUCAUAGAUGGAACAUUUAACUGUGGAGAAUAUUUCGCAUUUUUUGGCUAGUUAGUGACCAUUCGCAGGUUUAAAAUUUCGUCUCUUCAUUCAUCUGUCCGUAUACACGCGAAGUACUCCCUCAAUCUUUCUGAUAUCGAUUUAGAAUUGAGUAAACGCCCUUUCCUUUGCAAGAAAUUUCUCAUUUGUCCGAACCAAUGACAUCGGACUACAAUGGGAUGUAGCUCAAAAAAGAUCAAGACAUUGUAUGGAAAACUUUUGUAGUUAACAAGAUUUCUUCACGAAAUUUUGCUUAGCUCUUAUAGCAGGAACAGCCAAAAACGCUACUCCCUUCCUUCCUUUGCCUUCCUUAGCGAGCAAAAUGUGUCAAAAGUUGAGCCCGUGGUAAAAACGCAAAAAUCAGCCAUUUUUGUUUGUUUUCAUUUGAACAAUGUUGCCAUUGCUGAAUACGCACAUAUAGUUUUGUACACAUCUAAGUUUUCAAUUACAAUUUUUCAUAAUAUAAAAUAUCAAAACUGAAAUUAAACUAUUAAAAAUAGUUUAUAUAUUUAUAAAUAAUAGCACUCGACUCUGAUUUUGAGUUAGUUUGAGAAAAUUUCAAACAUAUUUAUAAUUACUACAGUAUAUCGAGAUUGGCAACCCUGCGUUGUGAGAGAGCAAUCAGCUGACACGUUUCUACGGCAAAAGUCCAAAUGCCGUGGAAAUCUACGUCAUCCUACGGCAAAGAGAGAAGGGAGUAGCGUUUUCGCUGUUCACUUACUAUGUUUUAAAAACAAUAUUUUACAGAGAGGAUUAUAGCUUUUAUACAGUCGAAGUUAACAUUUUUUUGUUUUCAUUGUUUUCAGGAUACUAAGUUACUUCUUUUCGUAAAUUAUGAUUUAAACAAUUUACUUAUCGUAAACCACACUUAUUUCGAAGAGAUUUAAUAAUACAAAUGUUCCUUCAGGAAAUUUAGUAUACAGUUAUACAUUUUUUGGCACUCGUUUUAAAACAAUUCCAUUGUAAAAUAUACGAACAUCCCUAACAAAUGUACUAUACACAUAAAUUCAAAUAGUAUAUACAAAUACACAGCUGAUCAGCAAUUCUUAUAAUUUCGAUAUUUCAUUUUUUCUUAGUAUUAAGUAUUAAUUAUGAAUUUCACAAAUAUUAUCAUUGUAAAAAUUAGCCUCAUUUUAGUUGAAUAAAUAUUAAAUACAAUUUUAUUUCAUACAUAUUUAAUUAUAAUCUACAAAAUUUACUUAGAAAAAGUACGAUUAAUCCUUUGUUUUUCACUAAUAAUCUAAUAUUUAAAUAAUUGUGUGCUAUAGUUGUUAAAUAUAUAUCUGUGUACAUUAGGUUAAUGCAGACGACAUACUUAGUUUUUAAGCAGAGAGUGUAUUUAAAGAGAAAGUGUAAUUACAAUUUAAAUUAUUGAAUAGUACUAAAAAAAAUUAAAAAAGUAACUAACACAUUAAAAAUAAAUUAUAAA